Messenger RNA from Theobroma cacao (cacao), 2663 nucleotides. RefSeq names its product CYCLIN D1;1 (gene CYCD1;1). The record is from RefSeq and is a predicted model, not a curated record. NCBI's taxonomy places the organism in Eukaryota, Viridiplantae, Streptophyta, Magnoliopsida, Malvales, Malvaceae.
CAAAAGUCGCAGGCUGUCCCCAGCAGCAGGAGGCAGCAGCCAUCGCUCAAACCCUUACCUAACAACCUUAGAAACCUAUUACCCUAACGCCUUAGGCGAAUAGUGACAAGAAGCCAAAUAAACUUUCGCUUUUCAGUCUUUUAAUCCUAAUAACUCCUCCCCUAAUCCUUAAAAACCCCAACAAAAGAACUGCUUCAGUACCCGCCCCGGCCAAAAUGGAAGCCCGUUUUCCCGGGAAAAACUUACCCCCAACCAAAACCCAAAAAAAAAAAAAACAAAAAAGGAAAAACUCAGAUAUUUAUAUCCCAAACUAACAGAUAGAUAGAAUAGAAGUAUCAGAAAAACUACAAACAAAACACCAAAGCCUAAACCAUUUCUCUUUCUCUUCUUCUCCUCUCUCUAUCCCACACACACGCACACGCGCACGCGCACACGUUUUAACAAGAACAACUCCGUCGCUUUGUCGUCGAGAUUACAAAAUCAACGGUGGUGAUGGAGAGAGAAUGAGGAAGAACCAACGGCUACGAUUGCCGUCAUCGUCGUCGUCGUUUUCGUCAUCAUUACUAGCGUCAAAACCACUAUCAAUAUGUCGGUAUCGUGUUCCGAUUGCUUCACGGACUUACUCUGCUGCGAGGAUUCCGACGAGAUAUUCUCCGGCGAGUCCCCGGAAUGCUCGUCGGAGCUGGACUCUCCGGCGUCGUUCAUCGAGGAAUCCUCCAUCGCUGGCUUUAUUGAAGAUGAAAGGAACUUCGUCCCCGGAUUCGAUUACCUGGCUCGGUUUCAGUCCCAGUCUCUUGACGCAUCGGCUCGAGAAGAAUCUGUUGCAUGGAUUCUCAAGGUGCAAGCAUACUAUAAUUUCCAGCCUUUGACGGCGUAUCUCUCCGUUAACUACCUGGAUCGGUUUCUGUAUUCCCGCCGCUUGCCGCAAACUAGUGGGUGGCAAUUGCAACUUUUAUCUGUUGCUUGCUUGUCGUUAGCGGCUAAGAUGGAGGAACCUCUUGUUCCAUCUCUCUUAGAUCUUCAGGUAGAGGGUGCCAAAUAUAUUUUUGAACCAAAAACAAUCCGCAGAAUGGAGCUGCUUGUGCUCACGGUUUUGGAUUGGAGGCUACGAUCAGUAACGCCAUUCAGUUUCAUUGCUUUCUUUGCUUGCAAGCUCGAUCGAACAGGAACUUUUAUCGGGUUUCUGAUCUCAAGGGCAACGGACAUCAUUUUAUCCAAUAUCAAAGAGGCCAGCUUUCUAGAGUAUUGGCCGUCAAGCAUUGCUGCUGCAGCGAUACUAUGUGCAGCCAAUGAAAUUCCAAACUUGUCUCUUGUUAAUCCUGAACAUGCUGAGUCAUGGUGUGAUGGACUAAGCAAAGAGAAAAUCCUUAGCUGCUACCGGUUAAUGCAAGAACUUGUGCUUGACAAUGCCAGGAGGAAAGCACCAAAGAUCUUACCACAGCUUCGGGUAACAAUCAGGGGCAGAAUGAGAUCCAGUGAGUCAUCAUCCUCAUCUUCCUCAUCACCUUCUUAUAAAAGGAGAAAAUUAAAUAGCUGCUUGUGGGUAGAUGAUGACAAAGGAAACUCUGAGUAAGGUGAAGGGGGAAAUAAUAAAGAAAAAGGUGGGGGGAGAAAAAAGAAAACAAAAAGGGGUGGCCCAAGUUGUCUAGAAACCUCGAUAUUUUUUUGGAGGGUUUUGAGAGAGUAAAUUGACUUGAGUGAUGUAGAUUAUUUAGUAUAUAUAUCUAUAUAUAUAUAUAUAUAUAUAUUAUGUAUGUAUGAAAGAGUUUGGUGAGUUUGGAGAUUUAUUAAUUUUUUUGUUGGUGGGCAUUGCCAUUAAUACGUUAAUGGCUUUGCAGAUUCCCAAGGGAGUGGGGAUUUGUUUACAUAAACAUAUGUGUGUGAGAAAGUUAGGGAAAGACGGGGAAAAGCCAUGUUUAAUAUAGUGGGAGCCAUGAAGUGUGAAAGAAGUGGGGAGGGGAUUGAAUUCAAAGCCUGCAUUGAUUAUUGAAUGAAAGGUGGAGGAGAUGGUGGGUCCCCCAGGCAGUAGGCAGAGGGAUAGAGAAAAGAGGGGAGAAAAUUUCUGAGAUGGUUCGGCGGAGUUAGGGAUUGAACGUUGAAGUUCAGCAAGAUGAGAUGAGAGGUUUUAAAGUCAAGGUUCCCCAUCUAGCCCACUAUCAUUGCUUCAACAUCUGCUUCUUCUCUCCAUUGAGUACUAUUGACAACGCACAAAUAUUGGAUGAAAAAGGAGAAAUAAAUAUGAAAUAUGGAAUAUGGGUCGGCUCCUUUCUUUAUAGCCUUCAUUUUCUUUUGAGUGGUUUGUGUGCACACGCAUUCGGCAUGUGUGGCACGCACGUGUGUAUGUGUGGUUUUUUGGCGGGAAAUGCCUCUUAUUCUAAUGGCCUUGACCUUUGGCCUAACCAAUACUGGACUUUUUCCAAUGGUGUUCAUGCGUGUGAGGGUCACAUGUGUGUAUACUUUUUAUUUUUAUUUUAUUUUUUUUAAUUUUUUAAUUGAAAUUUUCCCUCAGAUGAGAAAGAAUACUCUUUCAUGGCCAGCGAUUGGCCUAACAUAUACGAAGGUCUUUGGGGCCUUUCAAGCGUGUUGUAUUUGAUUCGUGAAUAAAUAGACAAUGAAAUUAUCAGAUAUGUAUGUAUAUAGUAGAAAUAUCUUCUUUCACUUCA